Messenger RNA from Closterium sp. NIES-65, 990 nucleotides. NCBI's taxonomy places the organism in Eukaryota, Viridiplantae, Streptophyta, Zygnematophyceae, Desmidiales, Closteriaceae. The record is from the annotation of a GenBank genome assembly.
AUGGGAACUUCGAGUGCAAAUGACAUGGACGUGGUCGUGGACGUGGACGUGGACAUGGACAUGGACAUGGACGUGGACAUGGACGUGGACGUGGACAUAGAUGUGGAUGUGGACAUGGACAUGAACAUGGACGUAGACGUGGACCUGGACGUGGACGUGGACAUGGACGUGGACGUGGACGUGGACGUGGUCGUAGACGUGGACGUGGACGUGGACGUGGACAUGGACAUGGACGGGGACGUGGACGUGGACGUGGACGCGGACGUGGACGCGGACUUGGACGUGGACGUGGACGUGGACAUGGACCUGGACACUGACAUGGACGUGGACAUGGACGUAGACGUGGACGUGGACGCGGACGUGGACGUGGACGUGGUCGACUUGGACGUGGACAUGGACGUGGACGUGGACGUGGAUAUGGACGUGGACGUGGACAUGGACGUGGACGUGGACGUGGACAUGGACGUGGACGUGGACAUGGACGUGGACGUGGACGUCGACGUGGACACGGACGUGGAUGUGGACGUGGACAGGGAGGUGGACGUGGACGUGGACGUGGACGUGGAGGUGGACAUGGACGUGGACGUCGACGUGGACGUGGACGUGGACGUGGACGUGGACGUGGAGGUGGACGUGGACGUGGACGUGGACGUGGAGGUGGACGUGGACGUGGACGUAGACGUGGACGUGGACAUGGAGGUGGACGUGGAGGUGGACGUGGACGUGGACGUGGACGUGGACGUGGACAUGGACGUGGACGUGGACGUGGACGUGGACGUGGUCGUGGACGUGGACGUGGACGUGGACGUGGACAUGGUCGUGGACGUGGACGUGGCGAUGGACGUGGACGUGGACGUGAACGUAGACGUGGACGUGGACAAGGACGUGGACAUGGACGUGGACGUGGACGUGGACGUGGACAUAGACGUGGAGGUGGACGUGACGUGGACGUGGACGUGGACGUGGACGUGGACGUGGACGUGGACGUGA